Molecule: messenger RNA, 423 nt
Organism: Spirometra erinaceieuropaei
Lineage: Eukaryota; Metazoa; Platyhelminthes; Cestoda; Diphyllobothriidea; Diphyllobothriidae
Source: the annotation of a GenBank genome assembly
AUGGCGGAUAGAGAAGAUCAUGUCGAUGGUGAUGCGAUGGCGAUGGAAGCCGCGUUGGCUUUCCGGCAGGAGUCCUCGCUCCAGAAGGUUGUUCAGAAGAUUGAGAAGGACGCGAGCGAAGGCCUUCCUGGCGAUGUUCAGCACGGAGAUGUUUUGGUGGUUGUGACAGAGUUGGUGGUUCCCCUUCUGCUUCUAGAGAUGGUCGAUUGUGGUUUCCUUGAAAUUCUGAGGAACUUGUCCCUGGCGCCACAUCUCCUGGAGGAGCGUUGUCAGGUGAUCCAUAAGUUGGAGGCCUGCGUGCUUGAGACCUCAGCAGAGAUCGCUUCUGACCGGGGCGCCUUAUCGCUAGACAGCUGCUCAACGGUCCUGAUGGCUUCAUGGAGGAUAGGCGGGAGGUCGGGAUCGACGUUGGUCUCAACCUGA